Messenger RNA from Erythranthe guttata (spotted monkey flower), 1780 nucleotides. Its product is annotated as UDP-glycosyltransferase 86A1. NCBI's taxonomy places the organism in Eukaryota, Viridiplantae, Streptophyta, Magnoliopsida, Lamiales, Phrymaceae. Gene Ontology annotation, molecular function: quercetin 7-O-glucosyltransferase activity; quercetin 3-O-glucosyltransferase activity. The record is from RefSeq and is a predicted model, not a curated record.
AAUCUAAUUAAUUAUAUAUAAAAAAAAAAAAAAAGAUUAAGAGAAAUGGAAGAUGAGAGUGAGUGCACCAAGCCACAUGCUAUAAUGAUUUCACUCCCAUACCAAGGACACAUUAACCCCUUUGUCAAUCUCGCCCUCAAGCUCGCCUCCGAGGGCGUUUCCGUCACUUUCGUUCAUCUCGAAUUCGUUCACCACAAACUAUCCAAAGCCCGUCGUCAAAACCCAAACGAGUUCGAUUUAUUCGACCAAGCUCGAGAAUCGGGCCUCGACAUACAAUACACGACAAUCGGCGACGGGUUUCCGCUCGAAUUCGAUCGUGAUCUCCACCUCAUGGAGUAUUGGGAGUCCUUUAUGCGCGAUUUUCCAGCUAUUGUCGAUGAAUUUAUCGCGGAAAAAAUCCGAUCGCAUCCGGUCCGAUAUUUCUUGGUCUCCGACACUAUAUAUUGGUGGUCGUCGAUCGUUGCCGAGAAAUACAAACUCGUGAAUGUUUCAUUAUGGACCGAACCAGCCUUGGUGUUUUCGUUAAUGUACCACUCUCGUCUUCUUAGUGAAAAUGGUCAUUUUCCAUGCAAAGAUGGUAUAGUAGAGGAAAUAGAUUAUGUUCCAGGUGUUGGAAAAAUAAGCACACAAGAUUUGAUGCCAUAUCUCAAAGAAGCAGAAUCGCAAAGUAUAAUAACGAAACUUUUAUCCGUCGCGUUCGAGAAUGUAAAGAAUGCCGAUUUCCUCCUACACAACACGGUUCAACAAUUAGAAUCCGAAACACUCUUGUAUCUCAACAAGCAGCUACCGAAUUACGCGAUUGGUCCUAUUAAUUUCUCCGAAAGUCCCGCGAUUACUAAUAAUAAAUCGGUCGUUAGCAAGACUAGUUUAUGGUCGGAAUCGGACUGCACGAAAUGGCUCGGCUCGAAGCCGCAUGGCUCGGUUUUGUACGUUUCAUUCGGGAGCCUUGUUCAGACAAGUAAGCAGGUGAUUGAGGAAGUGGCUAAUGGGCUUCUUCUUAGUGAAGUGAACUUCAUUUGGGUGGUUCGGUUAGGUAUUGCUGGAUUUGGGGACGAUUGUGGUGACAAUAAUGUUUUGCCGUUGGGAUUCGAGGAUGAGAUUAAAUUGAAGGGUAGAGGGUUGAUUAUUCCGUGGUGCGAUCAAAUUAGGGUUCUUUCGAAUCCGGCAAUUGGGGGUUUUCUGACGCACUGCGGGUGGAAUUCGACGCUGGAGAGUAUGUGGUGUGGGGUGCCUAUGAUUUGUUACCCUAUAGAUUGGGAUCAAGUUACUAAUAGGAAAUUAGUGGUUGAUGAUUGGAAGAUUGGGGUUAAUCUUUGUGAUAAUUAUGGAAAUAAAUCAUCUCUUGAUAGGAAAAAAGUUGGUGAGAAGAUUAAGCAGUUUAUGAGUGAAGCUACUUGGAAAAGCUUGAAGCUGGAAGCUGUUAAAAUUAAGCAGAUUUUGGAGGAGGCGGUUGAAAUUGAUGGAUCUUCUGAGGUUAAUUUUGGUAAUUUUGUCAAGGAUUUGAGGGCUAAAAUUAUUGAGACUGCAGCUUCAACUGUAAAUGGAAAAUUGACCAAUUAGAGAUGAUAUAUGAAUGGUAAAGAUCUACCCGGUGUAUUUCACCCGAUGUAGCAUAGUAUAAGCCAUGAUAUAUUAUAUGUAUAUAUAUUAUCUUGUGUGAUGUGUAAUAUGUUACUUUGUAUUCUAAAUAAUUAAUUCUUGAAAUGAUUUGGGUCUCAUUUUUAGCUACACCCUAUGUCCCUACACAUAAGGGUAGAAAUCGAACGGAAUGGACCUGAAA